AUGAUGCAGGGCGGUAGAGGGCAGCGGGCUGGCCCUCUUCGGAGCCGUCCAGAGGUAGAGCCUGAUGGGGUCAGCUGUGGGGCAAGCGGCGCAGCCCCCCGAGAUGGCACCGUACGUCCGGACUCGAACCCUCAUAGAAGGGAAAGAAGAAGCAUUAGCUUGGACGGAAUUAGAACCCGUCCCGCUGAGGUUUCAAACACACGAGAUAGGAGAGUACGCUGGACACAGGAGGAAAACGUCCUCUUAAUACGUACUCAUUUCAUUGCUCAACAAUUACAACAGGACACAGGAAGAACUUACAGAGAAAUCUUAACAACUACGUGGAACGAGAUUAACCCAGGGAAACUAUCCUACCCGAACCUUCUUGCCAACAGAGUGAAACUGAUUCUCCAGAACGAAAAAUUAUCCAGUGUUGAAUUGGAGGUCAUUAAAAAAAGCAUAAGGCCUCACACGAUUAUCACCUCGGAGAACACAGACGCAGAAACCGAGGAAACCCAUGCAGAAACCCAAAUCGAACCAACCCCUCAAUGGAACAAAACGGCGCAAGUCUUCAUGAAAAAUAUGAGGAUGUAUGAAAAAGUAUCUCCCCAGGAUAGACCAAGAAUUCCAAGACUCAAGGGCUCACGAAGAAUCCUAGAAUGCGUUGAGAGAACAAACUCAGUGAUAAAAUCUAGAAUACAAGAUCACUCCAGUAUUGAAGAUCUGAUCGACUGUGUAUACGCAGGGGCGAUUACAGUUUGUGAGGAGAAUGGUAUUCGUCUGUGCGAUAAAGAAUUUAAGUCGAAAGAAGAAAAAAUCCCACCUUGGAGGACGCGUCUGGAAAGAAAAAUUAAUAAUAUUAGAAAAACAAUAGGUACACUACAUACUUACCUGAAUAAUAACUCACCAACCAGGAAAAUAGUUAAACGAGUAUCACGCAUAGCCUCACAACAUCAUAUUGAGUCCCACAACGAACAACUCAGGCAGAAGCUUAUAAUACUAUCUGAUACUCUGAAACAAAAAAUAAAGGCUUUGGGAAAUCGUAUCAGGCGUUAUAAUGAAAGGGUUAAAAGAUACAAAAAUAAUCAACUCUUUUACAAGAAUCCCAAACAAUUCUAUCGCACACUUGAGGGAACUUCCGCAGACAACAAAACUUAUCCAACACCAGAAAGUAUACAUACAACAUGGAAAGAAAUAUGGAGUUACUCGAGAGAUCACGAUGAUGAGGCGUUUUGGAUUAAGGAAGCAGAAGCUGAAUCUAAUAAAUAUGUUAUGGAACAAAUAAUCAUAACUGGUCAAGACAUAAAAACAGUUCUAAAAAAACAAACAACUGGUCUGCACCGGGGCCUGACGCGAUCCAUAAUUACUGGUGGAAAUAUUUCGAUUCGACGCAUAAUCACCUGGCGAAGCUCUUUCAAGAAGCUUUAA
This is a messenger RNA of Coccinella septempunctata (seven-spotted ladybird), 1407 nucleotides long. RefSeq lists its product as uncharacterized. NCBI's taxonomy places the organism in Eukaryota, Metazoa, Arthropoda, Insecta, Coleoptera, Coccinellidae. The record is from RefSeq and is a predicted model, not a curated record. Bases 1 to 1407 code for a protein of 468 amino acids. The transcript has a single exon.